UCCCAUGCUGCCCAGCGCACACGGAAGUACGUCAUCAAGCGUGACCUUGACGUGCGUACUUCUUCACUGGUUUUCUGACAGACGAAGAGCAUGGCGAAUAAAGAUCCCGGUGGUUUCCUGCAGCAGCUGCGGCAGAUAGCAGCCAGGAUGUCGGCAGGAUCUCGGGGCGCAGGAAUCGGACUCAAACUCCUGAUCGGUGCUGGAGCGCUGGCUUACGGAGUCAAGGAAGCAACAUACACAGUUGAAGGAGGACAGCGAGCGAUCAUCUUCAACAGGAUCGGAGGCAUGCAGAUGGACACGCUUCUCUCCGAGGGACUCCACUUCAGGAUGCCCUGGUUCCAGUAUCCUGUCAUCUAUGACAUCAGAGCCAGACCCAGAAAGAUCUCCUCGCUCACUGGAAGCAAAGGUCAGACCCUGUCUGUCUGUCUGUCUGUCUGUCUGUCUGUCUGUCUGUCUGUCUGUCUGUCUGUCUGUCUGUCUGUCUGUCUGUCGUAAUAAAAUAGUAAAUAA
Molecule: messenger RNA, 510 nt
Organism: Perca fluviatilis (European perch)
Lineage: Eukaryota; Metazoa; Chordata; Actinopteri; Perciformes; Percidae
Product: prohibitin-2-like
Exons: 4
Coding region: 91-495 (134 amino acids)
Biological process (GO): mitochondrion organization
Cellular component (GO): membrane; mitochondrion
Source: RefSeq, a predicted model, not a curated record